Molecule: messenger RNA, 1202 nt
Organism: Patiria miniata (bat star)
Lineage: Eukaryota; Metazoa; Echinodermata; Asteroidea; Valvatida; Asterinidae
Product: histamine H3 receptor-like
Exons: 1
Coding region: 1-1104 (367 amino acids)
Biological process (GO): adenylate cyclase-activating adrenergic receptor signaling pathway
Cellular component (GO): membrane
Molecular function (GO): G protein-coupled receptor activity
Source: RefSeq, a predicted model, not a curated record
AUGGCAACCAGCGAUGCAAGUAUCGUAGAUGACACUUCCACGUAUUCGUCUUCAGACUACAGUCUCCUUGGCGCAUUCUCGCACCCUGCACACAUCGAGAUUUUCAUAUCUACCAUUGUAUGGCUCAUGUGCUUUUUGGCGGUGUCUGGUAAUCUUCUGAUCUUCGUAGUGAUUCUGAGAGACAAGCAGCUGAGGUCUAAUGUAGCCAAUAUGUACAUUCUGAACCUUGCCAGCGCAGACUUGUGUGUUGGGAUCAAUUCUCUGACAAUUAAAAAUAUUUGGCGAUAUACCGGUAACUGGCCCUUUCAGCGAGCCGUGUGCACCUUCUGGACUAUCAUGGAUUAUUCGGCGUGUAUGCAGGGCGCCUUCGCAGUGACACUCAUCAGUCUUGAUCGUUAUUUCAUGGUGACCAAAUUCCUGGAGUAUCGGAAGUAUCAGAGCAAGAAACUUACCUGUUGCCUCAUAACGGGUACAUGGACGCUGGCGUUGCUAGUCAAUGCUUUACCAGUUUUAGGCAAUGAUCUUUGGCCCAAUGCUAGAGCCUUUGGUGAGGUUAAUUACUCAGUCAUCUGCGAUUUCGGCGUGCUGUACAUUCUUUCUUUUCAUAUUAUCCAGAUAGUUGUAGGGUUCUUUGUACCAGCAAUCAUCUUAGCCUACUUGAAUUGCAAAGUGUAUGCGAACAUCCUGAAGCGCUCUAAAGGCUUGGUUCGUACGGCAGUUUCUCCAAUGCAGCUAGACACAAUCCACCCACCGGCAGAGCCCGGUGCUAAAAACGAGCCACACGUCCACAGCACCGACCAAUCAUCCCAAGAUACCAAAAGGUCCUACAAAAAUUCACGGAAGUCCGCUAUCACGCUGGCCCUUAUCGUGGGAGUGUUUUUCAUAUGUUGGACCCCUUAUUACGUCUUGCAGUUCAUGUUGGUGGCGAUGGGGAUAGAUUGUAGCUGGCUGUUAUGGAAUGGUGUCUCCUACACUGUGUGGGUCAACUCAGCGAUCAACCCGUUCAUCUAUGCUGCCACUAGUCCAAGGAUCAGGCGGGGUAUUAUCAAAACCCUCUGCUUUUGGAACCACCGGCUCCGAAGAAAAAUUCGCCCGUUGCACUGAUUUCAAUCACUACCACAGGGACGACGGUUUUGCUAAAUCAAUCGUGUUCAUCCAAACUUUACAUAAUGUUCAGUUAUACCAAUGUUCAAUGUACAUAU